This is a messenger RNA of Saprolegnia diclina VS20, 2017 nucleotides long. RefSeq names its product TKL protein kinase. Bases 59 to 1927 code for a protein of 622 amino acids. Gene Ontology annotation, biological process: protein phosphorylation. The transcript is spliced from 11 exons. Gene Ontology annotation, molecular function: protein tyrosine kinase activity; ATP binding; protein binding. The record is from RefSeq and is a predicted model, not a curated record. Lineage: Eukaryota; Oomycota; Saprolegniomycetes; Saprolegniales; Saprolegniaceae.
UGCUGAGGCCAGAGCGCAUUGGCAAGAGCUCCACCAGCCCGACGCACCAGCUUGCACCAUGACCACGUGCCCGUACGCCGGCGCCGGCAACGCGAUCCUUGCUGCCGACAGCUACUGCGAUGCCGCCACCUGCGUCCUCGACAGCUCAUGCCGCAUCGUCGAGCGCUACGCCGCGGCCAACACGAGCUUUUCGGGCAUUAGCGCUCUCGGCAACCUCCUGGCCUACAACGCGACCAACCUCACCAUAAGCAACGCGGCUGGCGACAUCAACGUCCAAAGCGCGGUGUUCCCGUUCAUGCUGACGAACCUUCGAUUCUACAACCUGACAUCGAUCGACGUCGUGCGCUUGGCCAAGGCACUGCCGUCGUCGCUGGAGACAUUGUCACUCUACAACAACUCAAUCUCGUCGCUGGAUGGUCUACCAGCAAGUUUGACCUGGCUGGAAAUGGGCGAAAACCGCGUGACAAGUGUGGUCAACUACGACUGGACCAACAUGACCUACGUGAGUUUCGAGGCCAACCCGCUCGAGACGUUUGCAUUCGUCAAGCUCUCGCCCAAGCUCGUCACCUUCGAUAUACAGAACAUUCAAAGCCUCUCCAACAUCUCGCUCAGCAGUGACAGCUGCGACGCCCUCGACCUCUUGUCGCCCUACAACGCGAGCAACAAUGCAGGCUAUUCGGUGUCGGGGGAUAUCAACGCCGACACGACCGCCUGCGCUAACAUUGGCGGCUCGCUGCGUCGGCUCUGGCCUGUACAAUACAAAGUUUACAGCGUCCACGUCUGCGCCCUUCCGCAGGUGGCUCCUGCGACAAGUGCUCCUCCUCUGUCGGCAUCGUCGUCUACGAGCUCGACGAUUCUUACGUGGACACUGGGCAGUCUCGCCCUCGCCCUCAUCGGGGCGUGUCUGGCCUAUCUCAUUUGGCGCCACCAGCGACGCACCAAGGACAAGAAGCCACCGACAACGAAGGACGUGUUCGACGCCAACCCGCCCGUGUGGUCGCCCUCCAAGGCGCUACCAUCGCCCAAGCCAUGGCUUCCGUCGCCCGACGCUGUCGAGACCCACGAGAUGGAGCUCUCGGAGCUCUGCGACCACCGCCUCGAAGCGUCCGAGCUCAACCCGAUCAAGCCAUUGGCCUCCAACACGCACGGCGAGGUGUGGCUGAGCCACUUUGGCGCCGACGUCGUCGUCGUCCAGCGCAUAUACGACAAGUCGUCCGAGAGUCUGGCCAUGUUUGCCGAAGAGAUCUUGCUGCGCGCCAAGAUGGAGAGCCCGUACAUUGUCCAGUUUAUCGGCGUCAGCUGGCACGAGCCCCGCGACAUGGAGUGCGUGCUCGAGUACAUGAACCGGGGCAACCUCCAAGACUACUUGGCCCGGCACUCGCCAACGACGUACACGUGGGCAGCCAAGCUGGAAGCGAUCGUCAGCGUCGUCCGCGGCCUCAUCUACCUCCACACGCUUGACCCACCGAUCAUCCACCGCGAUCUGCGCUCCCGGAACGUCCUCUUGGACGCAGACAAAGGCACCAAGAUCAACGACUUUGGCUCGUCGCGCGAGACGUCCGAGCACUCGAUGACCAACGGCGUCGGGUCGUACCAAUGGGCCGCCCCCGAGCUCAUCCUCGGGUCGCUCUACAACACGUCGGUCGACAUUUACUCGUUCGGGGUACUCUUGACCGAAUUUUCGACCCACCACGCGCCGUAUGCGCGGACGCUGGACCCGUCGACGGGUCGCGUCUUCACGCAAGACAAGGUCAUGCAGCUCGUCACGAAAGGCCAGCUCGUGCCGGACUUUGAUUGGGCGCGGUCGCCGAUCUGGCUCAUUGAGAUUGCGCAACGAUGCUUGGCGACCGAGCCCGAGAAGCGCCCGACCGCUGUCGCCCUCGCCGGCCUUUUGGACAAGCACCAAUUCGAGGGCACCGAGGCGUAGUCCCGUUAUAACUCUCGCAGUCGGAAAAGUAAUAGUCUAUACAAUGUACAGUCGCUGAUGCUGGCUAAGGCUAGUCACGUCGAGAUAUCA